Messenger RNA from Effrenium voratum, 1032 nucleotides. The record is from the annotation of a GenBank genome assembly. Lineage: Eukaryota; Dinophyceae; Suessiales; Symbiodiniaceae.
AUGACAAAAGAGACGAUGAUCGGGAUUGAUCUGUCCAAGAAAGUUUUUCAGGUCCACGGAGCUUCCAUGGCCGGACAGAUCAAGUUCCGGCGGAAGCUGACGCGGCAGCAAUUUCGCAGGUUCAUGGCUGAACAGCUUCCGGCGACGGUCGUGAUGGAGGCCUGCGGCAGUGCUCAUUACUGGGCGCGCGAGAUGAGCAAGCUAGGUCACGAUGUAAGACUGAUCGCUCCCCAGUACGUGCGCCCUUUCGUGAAGCGGCAGAAGAACGAUGCCGCGGAUGCCGAAGCGAUAGUCAUCGCCGCUCAACGACCUGAGAUGCGUUUUAUCAGCCCAAAGGCCGAAACUCAGCAAGCACAGGCAUUUCUUUUUCGAGCAAGAGAGCGGCUUGUGCGUCAGCGCACAGAGCUGGUGAAUGCUUUGCGUUCAGUCCUUUAUGAGUUUGGCCAUCCAACACCACCGGGUAUUGGGCAUCUGAAGCGGAUCGUGGCGAUCAUCGAAGCUGAGAACAGCGAUUUGCCCGAAUUAGUUGGCGACGAGUGUCGCGAUAUUCUGUUGCAGAUCUCAGAGAAAACGCAACGAAUUGAGAGCAAGACCAAACAGAUCGGUGCUCUGGCAACUCAAACCGAUACGGCGCGCCGCUUGCAAACAAUGCCAGGCAUAGGACCAAUGAGUGCGUUGGCCGUUGAGGCUUUUGCACCGCCGAUGGAGAGUUUUCGGCGCGGGCGAGAUUUCGCGGCAUGGUUGGGUCUGGUUCCACGGCAACAUUCGUCUGGAGGCAAAGAGCGGCUUGGCCGUAUAUCGAAGGCGGGGCAGGCCGACAUCAGGCGGCUCCUGAUAGUGGGCGCGAUGUCUCGUCUGAAUUGGCUGGGGCGAAAGACGAUAUCGGAGAAGUCUUGGCUGUCGCGAAUGCUGGCCCGGAAGCCGAGAAUGCUGGUGGCCAUCGCGUUGGCAAACAAGAUGGCACGAACGAUUUGGGCCAUGUUGACGAAAGGACAAGAUUAUCAGAAUCCGGCGAAGGCUGCUGCUGCAUGA